CGUUGUCAGGGUCAGGAUGGACAUUUCAACUUUUACUCAUCUUCUCCAAAUAUUUAUGUAUAUCUCCCUGUGAGAAAAGUUGGUCCAUUGAUUUAUCGCCAAAAAUAUCUCACACCCCAACCCUACACUAUUUUCAUCCCCUAAAUACUCUCUCAAAUUUUCCCUCGAUCUUCGCCGAUCUGACCUCUGCACCAUGGCUAAUGCGGCUUCAGGAAUGGCGGUGCAUGAUGACUGCAAACUCAAGUUUAUGGAAUUGAAAACGAAACGAACAUAUCGGUUCAUAGUAUUCAAGAUUGAGGAUAAACAGGUUAUUGUGGAAAAGCUCGGUGAACCAGCCGAAACUUACGAGGACUUCACCAAAUGCCUCCCUGAUAAUGAGUGUCGUUAUGCAGUUUAUGAUUUUGACUUCAUGACCCAAGAGAAUGUCCCAAAGAGCAGGAUUUUCUUUGUUGCGUGGUCACCCGACACCUCAAGGGUGAGGAGCAAAAUGAUUUAUGCAAGCUCUAAGGAUAGGUUCAAAAGGGAAUUAGAUGGCAUUCAGGUGGAGCUGCAAGCAACUGAUCCAACUGAGAUGGGUCUUGAUGUCUUCAAAAGCCGCGCAAAUUAAAUUUCCUCAAAGUUGCAUCAAAGUACGAUAUAUUCUAUUUGCUCUACUUGCAAGCAAUGUUAAUAGUUUGUGAAACAGUGGUACCUGGUUAAGCUAUUAUAUCGGUCUAUUGUCGAGUUCUAAUUCUAUGUUCCUGUUUUCAUCUAGAGCCAAUUCAGUCAUUUGAUCUUAUUUUAUGAAUUUUUUUGGUGUGGAAUUUCGGUUGUGCUGUGGCCUGGGGCUGGAUGACUUUGUUGAAUUUGCUUCUAUAUUUGGGAAAUGAACUCUUGUCUUUUCUGAC
This is a messenger RNA of Olea europaea var. sylvestris, 887 nucleotides long. Its product is annotated as actin-depolymerizing factor 2-like. The record is from RefSeq and is a predicted model, not a curated record. Gene Ontology annotation, biological process: actin filament depolymerization. The transcript is spliced from 3 exons. Bases 194 to 607 code for a protein of 137 amino acids. Gene Ontology annotation, molecular function: actin filament binding. NCBI's taxonomy places the organism in Eukaryota, Viridiplantae, Streptophyta, Magnoliopsida, Lamiales, Oleaceae. Gene Ontology annotation, cellular component: actin cytoskeleton; cytoplasm.